Molecule: messenger RNA, 2439 nt
Organism: Batrachochytrium dendrobatidis JAM81
Lineage: Eukaryota; Fungi; Chytridiomycota; Chytridiomycetes; Rhizophydiales
Exons: 2
Coding region: 1-2439 (812 amino acids)
Molecular function (GO): protein binding
Source: RefSeq, a predicted model, not a curated record
AUGUCAAGGCGUUCAUAUUAUAUUCCACCAGAUGAUUUUAGCAAAGAGUUUGGACCGGAUUCAUCUGCAGAUUUAAAUGUUUCUGAAUCUCAUGAACUAAAAAAUCUACAACAUAUUAUUUCCACGUAUGAGCACAUUUAUACCACACUUUCAGCAAAAAAACGACAAUCUGCUGCGCUUCAAGUCGCUAGUGCCUACGACAAAGCCUACAUAACCAGUAACGACAAGUCACUCAACCUCGACUGGAAAGAAUACAAAUGUUUGUUACAGAUCGUUCCAUUGGCUCGCUCACCUCGACUCAAUCAUCAUAAUCUAACUCGAGUUCUUGUGCAGGAUCUAAUUCACUCGAAUGUCGUGUUUACACUCGAUAGAUUCAAUUUUUCACUCAGAGCAUUGCACGAUCAUCCUUCAGGCGUCUUUUUAUACAAACUAUUGAUUAAACGGUUGCACGUAGAUGAUGCGAAUGGCAUAUGGAAAGAUGAUAUUUACUGGCAUCUGCUAAAAAUCCAUGUUUUUUGCGAUGGUCCGUCGUUUGCUGAGGAUUGGAUUCGCCAACUUAUGAGUAUCUCGGAUCAAAAUACAUUAGAAAAGCUUGACAGUUCGAUUAUACCAAAGAAACCGCUGAAAUGGAACAAAAGCCUAUAUCAUUGCUUGGCAUUGGGAUAUGCAAGGCAAGGAGAUGUUGAACGAGCAUCAGUGCUGAUUUCUGACAUGGCACAAGGCGGUUACCCUUACAUUUCAUGUGUUGAACAUAGUAUCAGAGCAUUGUGUCGCAUUGAAAAGGUUGACGAAGCAUUUACCUUGUAUCAGCAAUACAGGUACUCGGAUCAUCAACCGUCUAUAAAACUAUUUGAAAACAUGAUUUGGGGUAUUCUUGUUGUUCAAUUUCGUGCUGCAUUCCAUGGCAAGCGAUACUCGCGUAUUGAUAUUCCAUUAGAUGAGCGUCAUUUGGUUCCCAAGUUUGAUCCCAAUACCACCAUUGAUAUUGCUAAUAGGAUUAUGGUGGAUCUUAGCAAAGCCGGAUACAUACCUUCUGUAUUGACAGUUGGACUUUACUUGACCCAUUUCAUGAUUUAUGGCAAGUAUAAUCAGGUCAUUGAUCUGUAUGAUGCCAUGACACGACAAGAUAUGAAGUGGGAUAUCAUUUCAUUGACGGUAAUGCUCAAAGUAUUCUUUUCUUGCAAGAACACGGAUCGAGCAACUGAAAUUAUUUCUCUAUACGACCAGUGUGGAUUUGACCGAGAUGUUGUGUUUUAUGGAACACUGAUGGAUGGAUACCAUAUCAUUGGCGACACAAACAAGUCUCUUGAAUAUUACCGAGAGUUUCUCGGUACAUCAUGUACUCCCAAUCAGAACAUUUACCACAUUGCUCUAUCUAUCUAUGGAACUCGAUUGGACAUGCAGUCUGCAGAGCGAAUAUGGUCAGAAAUGGAGCAACAUGCAAUACCUUACACUGAGAUGUCCUAUUCAAUCAUGAUACAUGGAUACGGUCUCUGUGGUGAUCUUUACCAAGCCAAUGCAGUGUUUAAUAGCAUGAUGUCUGCCAAUGUUGUCAUGACGGAAGCCUCAUACAAUACUCUUAUGAAUGCACACAUUAAUAAUCGUGAAUACAACGAGGCAGAAAAGAUUUAUGAGCGCAUGAUUAAUUCUGACAUUCAGCCGGACAUAUACUCUUUCAACAUUCUACUUAAAUCGCAUCUCAUACAACUCAAAGUAGCUCACACCAAUGUUGUUUUGCGCGAUAUGCAAAAAUCGGGUGUUGAUCCGACCAGUCAUACCUAUAUCACGUUGAUCCAAUUGUAUACCAGUACGGGACAUAUGGACGAGGCUUUACGGGUGCAUCAAGUAUUAAAAGACCUGCCCAUCUACAACGAACAAGGAUCUGAUGUACCAUUGAUUGCACGGUCCGCAUUUCUUAAUCAAUACUCGUUGAUCAAUAACUGGGAAGCAUUUGAAGGACAAAUUGAACUUGUCAAAAAAGAAGGGAUUGCUUUUACGUCACUUUUACAUGAAUCGAUUGUCAUGGGAUACUAUCGACGAGGAGGACUGGAUGAUGCUCUGGUGUGGUAUCGUGAGGCACUAGACAGUGGAUGCGAGUUAAAGACACGAUUUUUUAACAGAGUUAUACAUUUCUGUAUUGAUUCUGGACACGCAACGAAUGCAAUUCAAGUCGCUAAUGAUAUGCUGCAAAGAGGAGUGAAACCGGAUAUUUUUACAUAUACUUGGUUACUGAGAGCAGGGAUUGUUUUGUCUGACACAGGGAUUGCAAGUAUACCCGCUGCAAGCAAAUCUGUCAAGCCACUUGAUGAUCAAAAAGAUGAAUCUUUUUUUGAUUCAUCGAAUGCGUCGAAAGAUGGUUUAACAGUGUCCAAACCAAUUGAUUUUGACGCAUUCGAUUUUGAUUUUGAAGAUGAUUCUAAAGGGCUUCCUAAUGCUUGA